AUGGCACAAUCGGAACCUAAUGGACUGUUUGCGAUGGUGGAACUUAACUACCAAGGGGUAUUUAAUCGAAAUCCUUUCUCUUACACUGGUGGUGUUAAAACCAUCUUCAAUGAUGUUGACUUUUCUUCUAUGACUUAUUCUGAGUUUGUGACCUUCUGCGAACGUUUCAUGCAUGAAGAGUGUAAAAAGUUUUGCUACUAUGAACCAGGCAUGUCCUUCAUGGAAGGGCUUAAUCCCAUUUCAGAUGAUGUGGAAUAUUCUGCUUUUAUUUUUUAUGCUUAUGGAACAGAUGGUGUAAUUUCGGUUUAUGUGGAUCAUAUUGGGGUUGGUGUUGAUGGGUGGCAUGAUGAUGAAGAUAAUGAUGAUGAUGAACAUGACUCUUGUAUUGAUGGUGAAAAUGAAGACAACAUAGAUGAACUUAGAAAUGUUGCCUUUGAAUUUAAUGAGGAUGUAGUGCAUAUGAAUAGGACAUCAAAUGAUCCUUUCUUGACUAAUGGAUAUCAAUUGUGUUUUGAAAAAAAUGAUAGGACAAGACUUUUGGUAAGGUGUAGCAAAGGUGCUUGCACAUUUAGAUUAUGGGCUUCCUGGAUGAGUGAUGAUGAGAGUUUCCAAAUCAAGUCACUAAAAGCUGAUCAUAAUUGUGCUAGGAACUUCAAGUUUGGAUCAUUGGUGACAUAUGCAUGGAUUGGGAGUCACUAUACCAAAGAGAUUGUAGAAAGUCAGAAAAUAAGUGUAAGGAAGCUUAGGUUAAAGGUAAUGGCCAAGUUUGGUAUCCAAGUUAGUAUGGGGCAAUGUAGAAGAGCAAAGAAGUAUGCACUGAAACUUGUUGAAGGAAACCUUGUUGAACAUUAUGGUAAGCUAUGGUCAUAUGGUCAUGAGAUUUUAAGGACAAAUCAUGGGUCAACUGUGAAACUAGAUAUGGAGGAUGGGCCAGAUGGAAAGAAAUAUUUUAGCAAGUUCUAUUGUUGUUCUCAAGGAGUUAAACAAGGUUGGAUUGAAGGGUGUAGAAGGAUAAUUGGUCUUGAUGGAUGUUUUCUUAAAGGUGUUUGUAAGGGAGAACUGCUUUGUGCUAUUGGGAGGGAUGCAAAUGACAAGUCCUAUUGCUUGGGCAGUGGUUAA
Lactuca saligna is the source of this 1119-nucleotide messenger RNA. NCBI's taxonomy places the organism in Eukaryota, Viridiplantae, Streptophyta, Magnoliopsida, Asterales, Asteraceae. The record is from the annotation of a GenBank genome assembly.